Trichomonas vaginalis G3 is the source of this 685-nucleotide messenger RNA. RefSeq names its product zebrafish ch211-108c17.2-related family. Lineage: Eukaryota; Parabasalia; Trichomonadida; Trichomonadidae. The transcript has a single exon. The record is from RefSeq and is a predicted model, not a curated record. The annotation marks the transcript as partial.
AUGCCUCCACCAAGCAGACGCAAACAACAAAGUCGUGAAGCUAACGAAAAAUCAAUUGAAGCAAGAAAAAACUCCCAAGAAAAGAAUGCGCCAAAGGAAGUCGAUCCAAAACACUGGACUGCUUCUGUAAUUGUUAAUGGUGACUCUUAUACUCGAGCAAGGAAUUUAUUUCAAGAUAACAAUAUUAAAGUGCCGAGUGAAAAAGAGUUUUACCGUCAUCAAAAAGAAAUAGGUAAGGUAAUACUAGAAUAUAAAGAGCAAUCUAUUAAAAAUGCUCAACAAACAAUGAAGAAAGAUACAUUUUUAAGCACUGAUUCGCAUUAUAAUGUUGGCAGAAAUGCUACAGCGUGCCAAAGUUUAAUGAUGGACAACCGUGGAAAAGUUGUUGGUGAAACAACUGUUAUAAAAAAGAGCUCUGGAGGAGACUUUGAAGGCCCAUCCAACAUGAUGGAAACAGAAUGUACAAAGAGGAUGAUGUCAAAUUUUGACUUUACAAAUGUUUCCACAGUGGUUCAUGACAAUGACAAUAAAACGAAAGCCAUCAUCCAGCAAUAUGCUCUGAAUGCUAAAAUUACACUUGAUCCUCGUCAUUGUGUACGUGCAGUUGGCAGAGCUUUCGAAAAGCUUGAAAAUGGUGGAUAUAAAGAAGCAGCAGGAAAAGAAACUGUUAAUCAACAGAAAGAAA